Meira miltonrushii is the source of this 855-nucleotide messenger RNA. RefSeq lists its product as uncharacterized. Gene Ontology annotation, molecular function: SNAP receptor activity; SNARE binding. The record is from RefSeq and is a predicted model, not a curated record. Bases 1 to 855 code for a protein of 284 amino acids. Gene Ontology annotation, cellular component: ER to Golgi transport vesicle membrane; endoplasmic reticulum membrane; SNARE complex. Lineage: Eukaryota; Fungi; Basidiomycota; Exobasidiomycetes; Exobasidiales; Brachybasidiaceae. The transcript has 2 exons. Gene Ontology annotation, biological process: vesicle fusion; endoplasmic reticulum to Golgi vesicle-mediated transport.
AUGAAUUCCCUUUACAAUUUGGCCUUACGUCAAUCUUCAUCAAUCCAGUCCGAUCUUACUUUAAUCGAAUCUACUUCUGAUCAUGCCUCAUCAUCUGCUUCUUUGGUCGGUCAAUUGACAGCAUCAUUGGCCGCUUUAAGUCGUACUGUAGACGAUUACGAAAACAUGGCAAAACGGGAAAUGAACGUACAAAAGCGGGAAAAAGCAUUGCAAAGAAUAAAGAAGUUUCGUGAGGAGGAGAAGGAGAUGCAAAAUGCGUUUAACAAAGUGAAAGCAAAGACAAAUGGUGUUGCUCCCGAAUCGAAAAGCACGAAUGAUACGAGUACGCUCCACCAAGACUCCGCCCAAUCUACUUCGACAUAUCAUCAACCGAACAGCAAUCAUCUUUCUGCCUUACCACAGAGUGCCUUACACUCUCGUGCUCCUACCUAUCAAUCCCUUCACAACAAUACAAACGGCAUCGCAAAUGCACAUGGCGCUUUACCACCUCAAGAUAGACCGAAUCCGUUACAAGCAUACCGAAUGAAUGCGUCUGCGGCUGCUAUGUUUGGUGAUCGUGAGCAUUCAAUGCGUGAAGGAUAUGCUUUACGCGAACAUUCGUUUAUCCAACAAACGGAAACUCAAUUAGACAGCUUCAUCGCUCAAGGCAAAGAAGUUUGGACAAAUUUAACCGAGCAAAGAGACAUUCUCAAAGGCACACAAAGAAGAUUGCGAGAUGUUGGCGUCACUUUAGGGCUCAGCAGAGAUGUGAUUGGCUAUAUCGAAAGGAGAAGUACGCAGGAUAAUAUCUUAUUUGUCGUUGGUGCCAUUUUCACGCUUAUCUGCUUUUAUUAUAUCUACAAGUGGUUCGGAUGA